UUACAUGUGUAUAUAUGUUAUAAGGCUUUAGUGCGCGUGACGUUGAUGUUUGUGUUGCAUGGUAAUUGAAUAGUGUGUCGGUAGGAUGUGACCUUGACGAAAAGCGCAUUUUAUUUUUUUUAAAUGGUUAUACCGAUGGAAUAAGAACCGAAAUCGGCCAGUAAUGCCAUCAGAUAUAACUGCAAAAUGUAUAAUGUUCAAGCAAAGAUAAGACCGACACAUAUUGUCCUUGUGUUUGUGUUGGUGACCUUGGCUGAGGUCCACAGCGCCAGGCAAAGCCCUUCAGGAGAAACCUCCCAUGGCGCCGUCGGAGCACACGAGAGGAUUACGGCGGCGCCCUUCGCAGCGGAGUCCACGGCGGCGAGCAGCGGCGUCCCCCUCCAGUCUGGCCUCAGCGGCGGAGGAAGCGGCGGGGAGACGUCGACCACACAGGCUCCGGCCAACAGCGACACGAGGGGCGGCGGCGGCGAAAGGCUGAGAGACGGAGGCGGCUUCGCAGGGGCGCUGAGGCGCCUAGGGGGCGUCCUCCCCAUGAUGGCCUCCCGCAUCGCUUCCAGGAUGGGCGGCAGGCGACGCAGGGCGGCCGAGGAGGAGCUCUCCCGGGGCGCCGCAGCCGUCCCAGCCGCGGAGGCCGGCCGGAAUGAACUCGAACCUGCUUCGCCGUCUCUCUCUGCGCACGACCUCGACACCCUCAGAGACAUGAGCCUCUUCUACUCCAGCCUCAGCGAAACCAACGGCACGGACAUCGAGAAACCUUCGUCCGAAGAGGUCCUUAUUCACCGCAAAUACCUCCUGGGCCUCCUGAAGCAGCUCAGAAGCCAGAACCGGGAGGCCCUUCCGUCCCAAAACGCCGGGCUGUCUCCAAGCACAGCCGGCGAAAAUAGCACCUUCGUUCCUGCAAGAAGCGAACAAGAGGAGGCCGCAGCCACUCCCGCCGAAGGCUCCGAGACACGACCGCACAGCAUCCACGGAGGCGUCGACAGAAUUGGACAAGUUGCUGAUGACGUCGCCGACAUCCAGAAUCUGGAUCCGAGCGCGGCCGCACUCCUCCUGCACCAGUUCCAGACGCAGGGCGCCUUGAACCUCCUUCCGCCUGGCCUCCUCGGACAAGCCCCGCCCACCACGCCCGCGCCCACGCAGUUCGACCUCCUCUUCGGGCAGCAGCAGCUAGAGCGGCGGGAGGGCACGGCCGAGGGGCACUUGGUAGGCAAUGUUGCAGUGCAACCGUUCGGGCCUCCUCGCGGCGAGGCCAAGCACCUGGCCUCAGGCGCCGAGGGCUCCAGCCUCCACCACCUCACCCCCGCGUCCGCCAUGUCCUCGGGCGCCCAGCCCUCCAGGCCGACGACUCAGCUCCCGCCGCCGCCCCCUGCCUCCGCUUCUCAAGACGGCCUCCCGGAGAUUCUUCCCGUCCCUCAGUAUAUCAACAGGAACCCUUCCUCACAGACUGAGCCUCUUCCUCACCCUAGUCUGGCUGUCAAUGCUUUCGGACACCCCUUCUUCGACACCUCACAGCUGCCUUUGGGUACGGACUCGGAUCUCACUGCCAAUGGCGGGCAGGAGGCCCUUCUGUUUCCCUCUUCCGAACUCAUCCCGAUGUCGCCUUCAGAGAUCAUCCACGAGAGAGUGUCCCAUCCCGAUCCCGAGGGAUUUGCGAAACCUGAAUUUUACCCCAAUUACGAAACUCUGGCUGAGGCUCUGCAACUGCUCCAGCAGCUGAAUGCUUUGCAAGCCUCGCCAACUUUAAACAGAGUAGACCUGAGGGCUAGUACUUACCUUGAACAAGACCCUUCUAUCUUACCUUCACCAGGAAGUAGCAACCUGGACUACCUCUACGACCAAGACUACCUUCAGUACGCAGCCCUUUCCAACCCAGUCCCCAACACACGGCUGACCACGGAGGUCAACGACGCCUUCUCCACUCUGGCCCAGAACCUCGCCGACGCCAUCAGCACCUUCCUGACCGACAUCGGGGACGCCAUCGCCGCGCAGCCGGCACUGCUGCUCCUCGGCCUCAUCCCCUUCGCCCUCCUCGUCUUCAGCCUCUACCACUUCUACGGGGAUAAAAGGAUGGGCUACGGCUCGGGGGGAGGGGGCUACAGCUCGGGGGGAGGGGGCUACAGCUCGGGAGGCCAUGGCAGAGCAUUAUCUUCCAUUCAGCUGUCUGUCGAAGCUCUGGAAACCUUGACGUGGAUGAUCUUACUACAGAUUGAAGACUUUGAGAAAAGAAACCAGUUUUCGGCAGCUGGAUGA
Messenger RNA from Penaeus indicus, 2250 nucleotides. RefSeq lists its product as uncharacterized. The transcript has 6 exons. The record is from RefSeq and is a predicted model, not a curated record. NCBI's taxonomy places the organism in Eukaryota, Metazoa, Arthropoda, Malacostraca, Decapoda, Penaeidae. Bases 187 to 2250 code for a protein of 687 amino acids.